Messenger RNA from Paramuricea clavata, 1096 nucleotides. The record is from the annotation of a GenBank genome assembly. NCBI's taxonomy places the organism in Eukaryota, Metazoa, Cnidaria, Anthozoa, Malacalcyonacea, Plexauridae.
AUGAUUGCCAUAGUUUUCAGCCCUCCUGGAGCUACUAGUGGAUUUUCCAGCUCAGUUACCGAUAGCGGAGGGAACAAUCUUCUUACCGUUCGAACAACAAGCAAUACAUCCAAUGUGGAAAACCCUCCGACUAGCUGUAUGGUCGCUGUCAGGUCUCGUCUGCAAACAACAGGCCUUUCACCAGAGGUGUGCAAAAUUUUGUUGGCCUCCUGGCGAACAAGCACUCAGAAGAGAUACGAAGGACCUUGGCAACAGUGGGCUAGCUGGUGUCUGGAAAGGAAUAAAUGUCCCUUUUCAGCUCCUGUGGCAGAUGUUUUAGAUUUUCUAUCUGGACAGUUUAACAACCGCAAUCUCGCUUACAGAACAGUGGGUGUAUACAAAGCAUGUAUCUCACAGAUGCAUGAUCCAAUUGAUGGCUUGCAGCUUGGUAGCCUACUCCUGGUAUCACGCUUCAUGAAAGGUAUCUUCCAACUACGACCCGCAACUCCUCGAAUUUGUACGACUUGGCAAGUGGGUCCUGUACUGAGAUAUUUGUCGUCCCUACAACCUGUGGAACAACUUUCCCUGAAAGUUCUGAGUUUGAAGCUAACCACUCUACUGGCAUUGACCUGAACUGCAAGGGCUCAUGAAAUUGCGGCCCUUCACCUCGAUUAUCUUUCAAAGAAAGUCGACAGUUCACUGUUGUGAGUUCAUUAUUCACACUCACGUAAAAAAUUCGAGGCCAUAUCAUCCUCCUCGGAAGAUAUUCCUGGGACGUUAUCAACAAGAUUUCUCCAUUUGUGUUGUGAGGUGUUUGGAACAUUAUCUCCAACGCACCAGUAGCCACAGACGGUACAAGGAACUUUUACUGUCAUAGGUCAAUCCAUACAAACCUGUAGGAAGUCAAACCGUAUCAAGAUGGAUAUGCACAUUGAUUCGGUUAGCUGGAGUGGAUGUCUGCUACACAGGACAUUCUACCAGAGCUGCGUCAACUUCGGAAGCGGUCGACAACGGAGUGCCUCUAGAAGUCGUUUUGGAAGCUGCAGACUGGUCCUCAGCACAAACAUUUGAGAAACAUUACCACAAAAGAGCUGAUAAAGCUCGAUUUGCUCACAAG